AAAUUGGAAGAGAUUGAGAGAUAUAAAGCAUCAAUUAGUUGGGCCUACCCAGCCUAUAUAUCUGGCUCUAGUAACUACUUCUCAAGAAGAUUCUUCAAGUGAAUCCGAAGCUGAGAUCAAUGUCAAUAUAAGCCGAGAAAAAAAAAGAACGAAUGAAGCUCAGAGUCUCAGACACAUAGUUCUAUGCCUUCACAGAGGCGACCAUAAUAGACCACCCAAAACCCAGCGCUUUGCGUCCUCCGGAUAUAAAAAGGUAAGUUCAAAAACACUGGAUUCAGAAGAUAAUGAGUCUGAAAACGAAGAGACGAUAAAUGAACCGAUGGAAAUUGACUUUAUUCAGAAAAAGGAGCCUGCGACCGAUGAUAUAGCCGAACGACUAAAAUUAAAUAUUGACACAAGGGAAAAACAUGAUCUUAGAGGUAUUGCUACUGUCCCUACUGAAUCGCUUGGAAUUGUUCAUAAAUAUGAUUACGAUUUACUCGCGUCGAAACGAGAAUUGAAACUCUCUUUUUUAAAUCGGGUAUACAAGUCGUCUUUCAAUUUUGCUCCUCCGUUCUCAGAAAUAGAAUUCUCUUCGCUCCAUGAGUAG
Molecule: messenger RNA, 589 nt
Organism: Paraglomus brasilianum
Lineage: Eukaryota; Fungi; Glomeromycota; Glomeromycetes; Paraglomerales; Paraglomeraceae
Source: the annotation of a GenBank genome assembly